Molecule: messenger RNA, 1403 nt
Organism: Heterotrigona itama
Lineage: Eukaryota; Metazoa; Arthropoda; Insecta; Hymenoptera; Apidae
Source: the annotation of a GenBank genome assembly
AUGACUACAAGUCGCUCUCAGAACUGGGAUAUUAACAAGGUGAAUACGUCGUGGCCUACGUUGAUUGGUCUCGAAGUAUCCGUACUAAGGGAAAGACGAAUGUUAAUUGGUUAUACCACAUACAGUUGGCUGCUAUCGAUAGGCCCACGUCACAACGGUACCAAAUCUAUUUAUCGGCGAUGAUAAGUAUUACAUACGUUCAUUCCGAAAUGCUGCGAUCUAUGAUUGAUAACCGAAAACGACAAGAAGAUGAAGUUUUAGUGCUUUCAAAUAUUUAUAAUAGUAAUGAAUUCUCUCAUAACAAAGAAGAUAUAAUACAAUGCUAUUAUAAUGCAUUUCCUGUUGUCAGUGGUGAUUUACUGAGACUCGAAAAUAUUUAUGAAAAGGAUUUUGACUCAUUUUCUAAUUAUCUUGUCAAAUACUUACCACCUAUUAGAGUGUAUUUACAACUUAAUACAGAUUAUCCUACUGGAAAGUCACCGAACUUCUAUAUUAUUUCCUCGUGGCUUUCACCUUGGCAGAUAUCUCUUAUUUGUCAAAAAUUAGAUGAGAUAUGGCUACAAAAUAAAGGCCAAGAAAUAUUGUUUUUGUGGUUUGAAUUUUUAAGAAAUGAAGUCCUUAAUUUUCUUAAUAUUAAAGAUACAUUAGAUAUUUCAUUUAUAUAUAUGACAUAUCAUAAUAUAACAGAUUAUUUUAAGUUAAAUUUAAUAUUUGAAAAUGAUAUUAGAGCUAUAUAUAGUAUAUUAUUUUUUAAUCCAUUGAAAUUUUUAAUAACUUAUGAUAAAUAUAAACAAGAGAUUGAAUUUGAAAAUAAUCAUUUUUUAUGUAUUAUAUGUUUUGAUGAAUUUUGUGGAAAACAAUGUAUAAAGCUUAAAAAUUGUAGUCAUGUAUAUUGUAAAAAUUGUAUACAACAAUACAUUACUAUGAAAAUUAAAGAAAAUAAUGUAAAAUAUGUUACAUGCCCUAAUUUAAAUUGUAAUCUUGACAUUACAUUUAAUGAAAUUAAGAAAUUUUGUCCAGAAUUAUUUUCAAAAUAUGAAAAUAUGUUACUAUAUAUAACAUUGAAUACUAUGAGAGAUGUAAUCUUUUGUCCUAGAAUUUCAUGUCUAUGUCCACUUAUAAAAACUGAUGAUGAUACUCUAGCUAUUUGUAGCAAAUGUGAUCAUACUUUUUGUACUUAUUGCUAUAAGAAAAAUAGUAAAGCAUGUCCAAAUUGUUUAACUAUGAUUGAGAAAAUUGAUGGCUGCAAUAAGAUGAUAUGUAGUUAUUGCAAAGCUUGCUUUUGUUGGAUUUGUGGAGUACACAUUACUACGAAAAAUGCAUAUGACCAUUUCUUAACUGUUGAUAAUGAUUGUUAUCGGCGUUUAUUUGAUAUAAUAGAGGAAGAAAAUGCUGAACUAUAA